Pseudophryne corroboree (corroboree frog) is the source of this 2216-nucleotide messenger RNA. It is a transcript of the gene ACAD9, whose product is annotated as acyl-CoA dehydrogenase family member 9. The coding region runs from base 67 to 1941 and encodes 624 amino acids. NCBI's taxonomy places the organism in Eukaryota, Metazoa, Chordata, Amphibia, Anura, Myobatrachidae. The record is from RefSeq and is a predicted model, not a curated record. The transcript is spliced from 18 exons. Gene Ontology annotation, molecular function: flavin adenine dinucleotide binding; acyl-CoA dehydrogenase activity.
GAUGAUGAUGUCACCAAUUCGCUGCAUGAUGAUGAGCUAAGCGUUUGCCGGUCUGACAUUGACAGCAUGAGUGGGGUGAACAGACUGUGCGUCCGGCUAGGACGGGUUGCCCGGUGUUGGGCAUCGCCUGUCCGUGUCAGUCAGAUGGGAAUACGGCGGCACUUCCACACUGAUCCGCGGAGCCAAGCCUACGCCAAGCAGCUUUUCCUGGGGUCCAUAAGCAAGGAAGAAGUGUUUCCAUAUCCAGAGAUCAGUAAGGAUGAACUGGAAGAAAUUAAUCAACUUGUAGAGCCUGUGGAUAAAUUCUUCAAUGAAGAAGUUGAUUCUAAAGCGAUCGAUCAUAAUGCUAAAAUCCCUCCUGAAACAUUGAAAGGGUUGAAGGACCUCGGCCUGUUUGGCAUGCAGAUUCCUGAAGAAUAUGGAGGACUCGGAUUAUCAAACACUAUGUACGCCCGGCUGGGAGAGAUCACAUCCCUGGAUGGUGCAAUUGCUGUGACUUUAGCUGCUCACCAAGCCAUAGGACUUAAGGGAUUACUGAUUGCCGGCAAUGAUGAGCAGAAAGCCAAAUAUCUGCCUAAACUGGCAUCGGGAGAACACAUUGCUGCCUUUUGCCUCACAGAGCCUGGAAGCGGGAGCGAUGCUGCAUCUAUAAAGUCUAAAGCCACCCUGAGUGCUGACGGCAAACACUAUCUGCUGAAUGGUUCCAAGAUCUGGAUCUCAAAUGGGGGUCUGGCAGAUAUAUUCACAGUGUUUGCAAGGACAGACGUUGUUGACAAAGAUGGAGUCACAAAGGAUAAAAUAACAGCCUUCAUAGUGGAACGAGCUUUUGGUGGUGUUACCCAUGGAAAACCAGAAGAUAAGCUUGGAAUCAGAGGAUCAAACACAUGUGAGCUUCAUUUUGAAAACACCAAAAUUCCUAUUGAGAAUGUAAUUGGUGAAGUUGGAGGUGGCUUUAAGGUUGCAAUGAACAUUCUGAACAGUGGGCGCUUCAGCAUGGGGAGUGCCUCAGCUGGGAUAAUUAAGAAGUUGAUUGAAAUGACAGCGGAAUAUGCCUGCACACGGAAGCAGUUUAAUAAGAAGCUGAGUGACUUUGAAUUAAUACAGGAGAAAUUUGCUCUCAUGGCGGAGAAGGCAUAUGUAAUGGAGAGCAUGGCUUACCUCACUGCUGGCAUGAUGGACAGACCAGGGUUUCCAGAUUGCUCCGUAGAAGCGGCCAUGGUCAAGGUUUUCAGCUCAGAAGGGGCGUGGCAGUGUGUCAGCGAGGCACUGCAAAUCCUCGGUGGCUUGGGAUAUAUGAAAGACUACCCAUAUGAACGCUAUCUUCGAGACAGUCGAAUUCUUCUUAUAUUUGAGGGAACAAAUGAAAUACUGCGGAUGUAUAUUGCUCUUACAGGAAUGCAACACGCAGGAAAAAUCAUGGCUGGCAAGAUAAAGGAACUGAAGGGUGGAAGUCUUUCUGUGGCCCUAGACUUUAUCGGUAGGCGUUUAAGAUCCAAUUUUGGAAGAAAAGUCAAUUUAGGAUUAACGGGACGUGAUGGAGUUGUUCACCCGAGUCUGGAAGAGAGUGCAAAGAAGCUGGAACAGAGUACAUAUAACUUUGGCAAUACUGUGGAAAGUCUGCUGUACAGGUUUGGAAAGACCAUUGUGGAUGAACAGCUUGCACUAAAGAGAGUGGCGGAUAUUGUUAUUAAUCUGUAUGCAAUGACAGCUGUGAUCGCCAGAGCCAGUCGCUCUAUCAGCAUUGGUCUUCGCAACCAUGAUGAUGAAGUGCUGAUUGCAAACCUGUUCUGCUCCCAGGCGUACUUCAGUAACGCCUUUAUGAUGAGUCAGCUGGGAAAACAUUGUCCUGAAAAUCAGGAUGACAGUAUUCGGAAAAUAGCAAAACAUGUCCUGGAGAACCGUGCCUACACAUGUUCCCACCCUCUGGACAGGACCUUCUGAAAACUGAGCCAAAUUAGAGUGAAAUGCUGCAAGAGGACUCCAUAGCUUUAUUCUGAAGUGCUUACAAUUUCAGCCUGGUUUGCUGCUAGACUUUAAUACAGUAAUACAUUUUAUAUGAUUGCUUAUUAAACCACAUUACUUGUUUUUUACUGUUUAUAAUACCAUAGUUGUUAUAAAUAAUGAACAUACGUUGUUUUAUAAAAUCCUGUUUGUUUAAAGCCAGAGCUUGAGAUUCUAUUCACACUUCUGUAUAAAUAAACUAAUUAUCAAAAGAA